ACGCCCUGCAGGGCGCGCGACUGAUCAUGCCGAUCAGGCGGUGUUGCGAUUGCGUUAUCACCUGUUCGCCAGCUCGGCAGUGGCCCUUGACCUCGCAAAUCCACUCAAUGUCAUGCGCUUCGUAGCCGCUGUUCGCGGUCACCGAGCUCCCCGGAAAGCCUGAGUCCGGCGGGCGCCAUGCGGAGACGGAACAACUCCGGCGUGCGGCUGGACUACUACCACCGGCUCGUGUCGCACACCAUCCUCAGGUUCCAGGACCCUGUGACCGGACUCAUCCCGAGCCAAAAGUACGAGCAGCACGCCUGGGUUCGCGACAACGUCUACAGCAUCCUCUCGGUAUGGGCACUCUCGUUGGCUUACAAGAAGCAGGCCGAGCUCGACGAGGACCGGGCCCGCACGUACGAGCUGGAGCAGAGUUGCGUGAAGCUCAUGCGUGGCCUGCUCGUGGCCAUGAUGAAACAGCGGGACAAGCUCGAGCGUUUCAAGGAGACUCUGAGCACACACGACUGCCUGCAUGCCAAGUACAGCUCGUUGACGGGCGAGCCGUGCGUGGGCGACGCGGACUGGGGACACCUGCAGCUGGACGCCACGUCCCUGUACCUGCUGGUCCUGGCGCAGAUGACGGCAUCUGGGCUCCAGGUGGUCUUCAACCUGGACGAAGUGGCCUUCGUCCAGAACCUCGUGUUCUACAUCGAGGCGGCCUACUGCACGCCGGACUACGGUAUCUGGGAGCGCGGUGACAAGACUAACCACGGCCUGCCCGAGCUGAACGCUAGUUCUGUGGGCAUGGCCAAGGCGGCACUCGAGGCGAUGAACGAACUGGACCUCUUCGGCGGCCGCGGGGGUCCCUCGUCGGUUAUCCACGUCCUCCCCGACGAGACGCAAAAGUGCGAUGCCGUGCUGCAUUCCAUGCUUCCCCGCGAGUCCAACUCCAAGGAGGUGGACGCCGCGCUCAUGUCGGUCAUCGGCUUCCCAGCCUUCGCCGUCACCGACCCGGCCCUGAUCGAACUGACACGGACCACCGUGGUAGACAAGCUGCAGGGCCAGUACGGUUGCAAGCGGUUCCUGCGGGACGGCUACAAGACAGCGCGGGAGGACCCGCAGCGACUGUACUAUGAGCCCUGGGAGUUGCAGGCAUUCGAGGGCAUAGAGUGCGAGUGGCCCGUUUUUUUCUGCUACAUGGUCGUGGACGCGUGCUUCAGGGGUGACAGCGAAGCCGUCGAUGCAUACAGCGAGAUGCUCGAGCGGCUCGUGGUCACGACCGACGAUGGGUUCAAGCUGGUACCCGAGAUGUAUGCUGUGCCCGAGGAUUGUGUGGAGCUCGAGCGGGCCUCGCCUCAUACCCAAACGCGCGUCCCCGUGGGCCAGCUGCCUUUCAUGUGGGCACAGUCGUUGUAUGUGAUUGGGCGGCUGCUUCAUGAAACCCUACUGGUGCCCGGAGAACUGGACCCCCUGAACAGGCGCCUCGGUGCUUUGCGGCGGCCCGAGGUAGUAGUACAGGUGGUGCUGCUCGCAGAGGACGCUUACGUGCAAGAACGACUCUCCGGACUGUGUCCACCCCUGCAGACCGUGGCUGAAGUGGGCCCUGUGGAGGUGCAACCCGCCCGAGUCCUCGGCCAGCUCUAUUCCCACCUGGGCCAGAGCCGCAAGCUGGGCCUGUCUGGCCGAGCCUCCAAGGAUGUGGGCCUGCUGGCCACCAGCAAGCUGUACCUGUUACAGGACCGCCUCUUCGCAUUCACCCCACAAAACCUGGACAGCGAAGAAUUCCACCUGGUCAACGACAUCGACCUCUUUGCCAGCACCUUGCGGUCGGACAUUGCCGUGCUGCGCUCCCACUGGCACAUGCUCGGCCGCCCCACCGUGGUCGUGACGCUGCAGUCACGCCAGCUCGAGAGAGACCGGGUGCCACCUGCCCUGCGGCAGGCGCUGGUCAAGCUGGCCGGGGGCUACAUUAAUGGCACCCGGGUCGUUCUGGGCUGUCUGGCCGAAUUCGUGAGCACCUCGUGCCUGGCCAGCCUCAGCUUCCUGGGCGACGGUGAGCAGGGCCGUCCGGACUGCCUGGACGCUCAAGUGCGCGACUACCUUGACCGGGAGAUGCGCCGGGCCUUCCUCAAUCGGCCCCUGCGGCCGGGAGCCCUGCGGCCAGGCCUGCCUGGCGCGAGGGCGCGUCGCUCCGGCGUGGCGGGCCUCAUCCGGCGCUCGCGCUCCAUUCAACUUGAUGACGUCGUCAUCCCUUUCGACGGGACCAUCGCGCGGCGAGACUCCUCAUCAGACGAAGAGCCCCAGAGCAUCGUGAGAGCUGUGUCGGAGUUACGACUGGACCAGGCGACGGAGCGAGAGCUGCUGGCGACGUUGCGCGACACAGACUCCCUCGAAGAGCAGGGAGACAUCCUGCACUACCUGGCGAGCCACAAGGGGCUGACUUGGGACACCGGUCUUGGGCAGCCGCACGCGGUGGUGACGGUCAAGGACCUGUUCCAGGACUUCUACGACCGGGCCUGCCAGGAGAAGCGCUGGGGCCUCGUGCGCCAUUUUGCGGGUUCUCUCGGGAAGCGCGUCGAGGACCUGGCAAAGUCUGUCACGGACUUGCUGGUUCGCCAGAAGCAGGUGACUGUCGGCAUGCCGCCCCACAGCGAGCACACCAUCACACGGCCGCUGUCCACCCGCGAGUUGCGAGCCAUCAUCAACCGGGCCCACCGGGGUGACCAGAGCACGGCCAUGCUGACCCAGGAGCUCCUAGUCUACCUUAGCAUGUUCAUCCACACCGACCCACAGCUCUUCGUCGAGAUGCUCCGGCUGCGUGUCGGGCUCAUCAUCCAGGUGAUGGCCUCCGAGCUGGCCCUCCGCUGCGCCCCUGAGAACGCCAGCGAUCUACUGCUGAGCCUGAGCCCCUUCGAGAUGAAGACGCUGCUCAUGAACAUCCUCAGUGGCAGGGAAUUCACAGUCAAAAGUGCCACUUCGGGGGCCCUCUCGGUCACAGCCAGCUUUGUGAACAAGCGCAGCGCGGCGGGCACGUUCCUGCGGAGCGAGCAGGAGGAUGAGUCUUCCAGAAACCGACAGGGACAGUGGCUGCGCCGGCGUCGCCUGGACGGGGCCCUCAACAGGGUACCAGGAGGCUUCUACCCACGCGUCUGGGCCGUGCUCGAGCGCUGCCCGGCCCUGCAGGUGCGCGGCCAAAGUUUGCUGGCAUCGGUCACCCACGAGAUGACCCCCGGGGAGCUCAAGUUUGCACUGCGGGUGGAGCAGCUGCUCAAUUCGGUGCCGGAGCCAGAGUACCGGCAGCUCUUUGUCGAAGCCCUCAUGGUGCUUGGGCUAGCCGUGGAGAAUGCUCUGCCUGUCGGGCCAACGGAUGUGGAGGCCCUUGUGCGUUCUGCCCACGAGCUCUUCCUCGAGGACCAGCGGCGCUGCCGUGGAAACUCGUCCCUUUGCUGCUGCAGUGGACGACCUGGAGGCACCUGGUGCCGGCCCACCGCGGGCCUCUGUCAGCACUUCUAUGACAGUGCACCCAGCGGCUGCUUUGGUACCAUGACCUACCUGGUGCGUGCUGUGGCUUCCUCUCUUCAGGACCUGUCCUGCAUCCAGCUGGAAUGUGCCACCUCCUAGGCUGUCAUCUGCAUUCUGCUACUACUAGAUUUGUUUAUGUAGUUCCUACUUACAGCCAUUCGAUUUCCUAGUGCUGUACCCUUGAUGCAAGAGUGAGGGGCUGGUUCGAGACAACUAAGUUUGUUGCUGGAUAAAGGGAAACAAAGUGUUGGGACGGUGUUAAGUGGCAUCAAUCUGCCGUUUUUAUGACUGUUGCGACCACAAUCUGCCAUGGCUUCCUCUGUCUGGUACCUGCCCUGAUUCCAGCUGGAAUGAUACGCCUACACUUUUGUUGGUGCUCAUUGCCAUCAUACAGUGCUUGUUGAAUGUUGUGGUGCCUGUUGACAGCAGCAGGUCUUUAUUGCACAUCAUCGAUAGAAGCUUCAGGGUACAAGUCAGUCCUACUGAGGGAAAAGAAAUGGCAGGAGUGUGUUAGUACGCUGUCCUUCACUCGUGUUUGAACCGUCGUCUAUCUGGCAUGUGCCGUGGCAUGCUGCUUUCUACUGGAACGCUCUGCCUCCCAUACUGAUAUAGGCAGAUGUUCCCCACUAGAUUUAUUUAAUGUUGUGGUGCCUACUGACAGCCAUGGGCCUGUUUUUUUUGUUGCAGAUGGUUUAUAUUAUAUAUGUGUGCGGGUGCAGGCCACCCAAGGACUAUACUCCGUUUCACCUUCAGUCCGAGCGCAGCGGACGCUAGGAGCCAUCCCAGCCAAUCCAGCGGUGAGAGGGUGUGGUGUGACCUUGAGGUCCCUGCGUCGCUCUGCCCGACCAGCAGGUCCCACUAUUUUCUCCCGGCGCUGGCUCGGCUGGGAUAGCUUGUGGCGUCCACUACGCUCGGACUGAAGGUGGAAUGGAGUAUAGGAAAGUUGUUGAAUGGUAUGCAAUCCACUGUGCCUAGUCAUGUCCGGAACCAGGAAAGUCAGCCUCCGUGGCUUGUUGGUUAGAUAGAAAUGCACAAUUCUAAUGUUGGCCUUGCAGAUAAUUAGGAGUUUUCAAUAACUUCAAAGGGAAGGAAGCAUACGAGUUGCCCUGCCAGCCUGUCGGUCAAACCUGCCUGUUCUGAACAGGCUGGACGAGGAAAAGCUCGCAAACUAAAAGCUGCUUCGACCAUGCUCCCAGUGACUUCCCUGUGAAGCGGCAGGCCGAUUGCAUGACAGGAGACACAUGCAAGCUUGUAGGUGGUGCAGUACACACUCCAAAGAUUCAGAACAGCUUGUCAGAUGUCAUUUGACCUCGUGAUUCACUGAAGUGAUGCACUUAGGUCAAGCCAUCUUGCAGCAGCAAAAGGAGACUUUUGGAGCAGAGGCAUGGACUCGGUUUUAAUUGGUCUUACUGCAAAUGAAGUCUUGGUCACAUCCUUUGUUAAAAAAACAGUGAAGACAACCUCUGUUGCUUUGAAAUGGAUAUGUCUUGUGACUGCAAGCAAGGCCAAGAUGCCAAGUUAUUUUUGUAGCUUUUUGUAAGAGCAUUGUUUGUCACUGUGGUGUUUACAAAGACCAAAAUGGCAAGAGGAGCAAAGUGUUCGAGUCAUUCUCUUCGUGUACCAUCAAGUCAUUAUCGUGGUAGAACUUUCUUUCACAGCAGGGAAUGCAAGCCAGCACAUUCUUCCAUUGUGGUGAUAAGCCUAUCUCAGUGGCGUAGGCAGGGGAGUGGUUUGGGGGUCAAAAACACCCCCAAAAUCAUUUUAUUUUUUAUUUGUUCCAGUCAGUUGGUGGGUUGGGGACGGCCAUGUCCGUACUCGUGAAUUGCACAGUACAUUGACUACUACAUGCGGAGAUGGGAGAACGCCCCUCGCCCCCCAAAAAAAUUCCUGGCUACACCACUGGUAAAUAUAAAGCAUUUUUGUGCCUGCAA
Ixodes scapularis (black-legged tick) is the source of this 5435-nucleotide messenger RNA. RefSeq names its product probable phosphorylase b kinase regulatory subunit alpha. Gene Ontology annotation, cellular component: phosphorylase kinase complex. NCBI's taxonomy places the organism in Eukaryota, Metazoa, Arthropoda, Arachnida, Ixodida, Ixodidae. The transcript has a single exon. The record is from RefSeq and is a predicted model, not a curated record. Gene Ontology annotation, biological process: glycogen metabolic process. The coding region runs from base 178 to 3603 and encodes 1141 amino acids. Gene Ontology annotation, molecular function: calmodulin binding.